This is a messenger RNA of Impatiens glandulifera, 1701 nucleotides long. Its product is annotated as aldehyde dehydrogenase family 2 member C4. The transcript is spliced from 8 exons. Gene Ontology annotation, molecular function: aldehyde dehydrogenase (NAD+) activity. The record is from RefSeq and is a predicted model, not a curated record. NCBI's taxonomy places the organism in Eukaryota, Viridiplantae, Streptophyta, Magnoliopsida, Ericales, Balsaminaceae. The coding region runs from base 55 to 1584 and encodes 509 amino acids.
CUUUCUUUCCUAUUAACAUUUUAGACAGAGAAGAGAAGAGAGAGAAAGAAAGAGAUGAUGAAUUCUAGCAUGAAUGGAGGAAGGUCAGAGAGUGUGAUCAUAAAAAAACACGAGUUUCCAAUCCCAGAAAUCAAGUUCACAAAGUUGUUCAUCAAUGGCAGCUUCACCGAUUCUGUUUCAGGAAAAACAUUUGAGACUAUAGAUCCAAGGAACGGAGAGGUGAUAACAACCGUCGCCGAAGGCGAUAAAGAAGACGUUGACUUGGCGGUGAAAGCUGCCCGUCACGCUUUCGAUAACGGGCCAUGGCCUCGCCUUCCCGCUGCUGCAAGAAGAAACAUAAUGCUGAAAUAUGCAAGCUUGAUUGAGGAGAGGAUAGAUGAAUUGGCAGCCCUGGACGCCCUUGAUGGCGGAAAGCUCUUGAGCUUUGGUAAACUGGCCGACAUCCCCAGCUGCAUCGAGUUCCUCAGAUUCUACGCCGGAGCUGCAGACAAGAUUCAUGGCAGGAUGCUGAAGAUGUCGAGUGAUCAUCAAGGCUACAUAUUGAAAGAACCGAUUGGAGUUAUCGGACACAUCAUACCCUGGAACUUUCCCAGCCAAAUGUUCUUCAUCAAAGUAGCCCCUGCACUCGCAGCUGGCUGCACUAUGGUGGUCAAGCCAGCUGAACAGACCCCCCUAUCCGCCCUCUACUACGCUCACUUGGCUAACCUGGCUGGGGUUCCAGAGGGAGUGUUAAAUGUAGUAACAGGGUAUGGAUCAACUGCGGGUGCUGCCAUAACAGCUCACAUGGAUGUGGAUAUGGUUAGUUUUACAGGCUCGACUGAAGUUGGAAGACUUGUGAUGCAGGCUGCAGCUACUAGUAAUUUGAAAGCUUUGUCACUUGAGCUUGGAGGCAAGUCACCUGUUAUAAUCUUUGAUGAUGCCGACAUUGAGAAAGCAACAGAUAUCGCUCUUCUCGCCAUUCUAUUUAACAAGGGUGAAAUUUGCAUGGCAGGUUCUCGUGUUCUUGUUCAGGAAGGGAUUUACGAAAAGUUUGAGAAGAGGUUGGCGGAGAAGGCCAAGACUUGGACGGUUGGAGAUCCUUUUGAUCCUGAAAGUCGACAAGGCCCCCAGGUUGACAAGAAACAGUUUGAGAAAAUACUUCGAUACAUAGAGCAUGGUAAAAGAGAAGGAGCCAAGUUGAUAGCAGGAGGCAACCGCUGCGGUGACAAGGGUUAUUACAUCGAGCCCACAAUCUUCUCCGACGUUGAGGAUGACAUGCUUAUUGCAAAGGAUGAGAUAUUUGGACCAGUAUUGUCACUUAUGAAGUUCAAGAGUGUUGAGGAGGCGAUAAAAAGGGCAAACGCGACGAGGUAUGGUUUGGCGGCAGGAAUUGUGACGAAUAACAUUGACACUGUGAACACGGUUUCAAGGUCGGUUCGGGCAGGGCUAGUGUGGGUGAAUUGUUACUAUGCCUUUGAUAGCAAUUGCCCGUUUGGAGGUUACAAAAUGAGUGGGCCUGGAAGAGACUUGGGAAUUGAAGCACUAGAGAAGUAUCUUCAAGUCAAGGCUGUUGUAACUCCAAUUUACAAUUCACCAUGGCUUUGAUUUUAUUACACAAUUUAUAUAGAAUAGAAGAGAAGAGAUUAUUAUAAGCCAAAUAAUGCUAUAUAUCUAUUUGAACUUUGAUCAUAUAUAUCAAUCUAUCUACUAUUUUCUUCUAAA